AUGGGAAACGAUACGAAAGGCUAUGAUGAGGCCGCAUCCACUAUGAGUUCUUCAGGGACGCAUUUAUCCUCGGGCCGCAAAUCUCUGAACACCUUCAGUACCUUGGAAGUGGUUCAACAUAGCGAUCUAGAAGCGUAUAAAAAUGCUUCGGAAAUGCCUCAGUGGCAGUUCAAAGAUGCUUCAUAUCUCAGAUCUGCUCCGGCGGCUUCCGAGCACGGCAGUACUACUCCUAUCGGCUCAUCGCCACAAGUGCAACAACAGCCCUCGCAUGAGAUGAUAUGCGGGCUGCCGAAGCGCGCAUUCUGGAUCAUAUUUUCGGUUGUAACGGGCCUUUGUGUCAUCGCCAUCAUCGUCGGAGGAGCCGUUGGGGGAACUCGCCAUCAGAACUCUCAAUCCUCGAAUACAAGUGCCGCUUCCUCGAACCCUACAGCCAUUGUCACCGUCACUGUUGCUCCUACAUCACUAUCGCCUUCUACUACAACAACCGAUCCCCCGACAACAACUUCUGUGUGCGUUGGUGGCACGGGGGCGGGAAAUUAUGCUGGGUUAUGUGGUUUCGCUUGCAAUUAUGGAUAUUGUCCGGCAGGCCCAUGUACUUGCACCACAUCGGGCACGCCUGUUCCAACUCCUCCGACGACUGGAGUCAAAGGUGUUCCUCUAAAGGGGCUCUCUAGCGUCUAUCUGAAGGAAAUAUUAUUGAAUCCAUUCAAGUGUAUACUUUCCACGGUUUGUCACUUGACCCCUCUGGCGGCAGCGGCCAGCCUUUUCAUCCUCCUCACACCAGCUGCCGUGAUGUCGACCAUCUCGCGUGUGUUGUCCGUCGCGGUCAAUAAACCGUAUCGCACGCGAAAACUCCAGGAUGUAUCCCCCCCAUUCAUAAACGAAGAUGGCUUCGUCGACUUUUCUCCCGACGAUAUCGAGAACCCGCGGAACUGGUCGAUCGGUCGCCGUGCUAUCAUCAGCGUUACAACCGUUUUGCUGGUUUUGAACGCAACCUUCGCCUCGAGCUCUCCAAGCGGUUGCUUCGGCUCCAUCUCAAAGGAAUUUGGCAUCUCGACUGAGGUAGCCGGCCUCACAAUCACCCUUUUUCUACUCGGUUAUUGCGCUGGUCCGCUGAUUUUUGCCCCUCUGAGCGAGUUCUACGGUCGCCGGUGGAUCUUCUAUAUAACGUUUUCACUUUAUCUCGUUUUCAACUUCCUUUGCGCAUUUGCUCCUAAUUACGGUAGCCUGCUCGUAGGCAGAUUUCUAACAGGGACCUUCAUCUCCGCUCCAUUGAGCAAUGGCCCGGGUGUUUUGGCCGACCUGUGGAAUCCGCUCCAACGCUCCAACGCAAUGGCUGGUUUCUCGGCCAUGGUGUGGAUUGGGCCAGCUCUCGGUCCUGUUGUCGCGGGGUUCCUCGAGUUAAACAAAGAUUGGCGCUGGAGUUUUUACGUACUUCUCUGGCUCGGUGGGGCAUCGGCAAUUUUGAUGCUGACAAUCCCCGAAACAUACGCACCCAAGAUCCUCUAUAUAAAGGCAAAACGGAUUCGCAAGGCAAAAAUCCCGGGAUAUGAGAAUGUCAAAUCUGCAUCUGAAGAAAAUGAUAUGAGUCUUGUUGGUAUCUACAAAGUUGCUUUGACCCGGCCAUGGAUCAUUCUCUUUGACCCCAUCUCCUUGCUAUGCGCCGUAUACUUGGCAGUUGUCUAUACUUUACUCUAUAUGCUUUUCUCAAUCUACCCAAUAGUCUUCCAGGAAAGACGUGGGUGGAAUACCGGCGUAGGCGAAUUACCAUUGAUUGGUACUGUCGUAGGUGCCUUGGCUGGUGGUGCUGUCGUCCUGGUAGACACUCGGAUACGCCAGAAGAAAAUCGACAGAGGCGAAAGGAAGAUGGAAGACGCUGCUCCUGAGGACCGAUUGCCCCUAGCUAUGAUCGGUGGCUUUGGCUUUGCUGCAGGUAUGUUUUGGUUUGCAUGGUCUGCUGAAUACAAUUCUGUCCAUUGGAUAGUCCCUACAAUAGCCGGCGGCGUGCUUUCGGCCUCUAUGUUGCUCAUUUUCGUCGCAUAUCUAAACUAUCUUGUUGAUGUUUACCUAAUGUAUGCUGCGUCCGCCAUUGCUGCAAAUACAAUUGCUCGUUCGGCCUGUGGCGCAGCCGCACCACUUUUCACGAAUCAAAUGUUUACUGCAAUGGGAGUGGGUGGUGGAGGUAGUUUGAUCGGUGGUGUUGCUACUCUGUUAGCCUGCAUUCCUUUUCUGUUUUACAAGUACGGAAAGCAGAUCAGGAUACGGAGUAAAUUUGCUCCAACUAAUCAGAAGCGCGUUCAACAAGAAACAGACGAAGAAAGUGGCAGUCCAGACGGGCAAAUAACCGAUAAAUAG
Talaromyces rugulosus is the source of this 2355-nucleotide messenger RNA. RefSeq lists its product as uncharacterized. Lineage: Eukaryota; Fungi; Ascomycota; Eurotiomycetes; Eurotiales; Trichocomaceae. Gene Ontology annotation, molecular function: transmembrane transporter activity. Gene Ontology annotation, biological process: transmembrane transport. The transcript is spliced from 5 exons. The coding region runs from base 1 to 2355 and encodes 784 amino acids. The record is from RefSeq and is a predicted model, not a curated record.